UUAGGCUCUCAGCUCUAUCACUCGCUAUUAUGCGUGGUGUUACAUUUUCUCAUCCUGCGGCUGAUGGGGCGGACGGUCACGGCGGUGAUAACCGGAUUCUGCUUCCAGCUGGGUUAUCUACUGUUUGGCUACUACUACACCGCCACCGACGACUACGAUAUCAAGUGGACUAUGCCUCACUGCGUUCUGACACUCAAGCUAAUUGGACUUGGCUUUGAUUACUACGACGGUGGGAGAGCCAUGACGUCGCUGACACCGGAGCAGCAGCGUUACGCGGUGCUGGGGGUCCCCACGCUGAUGGAGGUCUGCGGCUUCUCCUAUUAUUAUGGGGGGUUUUUGGUGGGCCCCCAGUUCCCUAUGGUGAAGUACCUGAGCUUGGUGAAGGGAGAGCUGAGCGAUGUGGAGGGGCAAAUUCCUAACAGCGUUGUGCCGGCCAUGAAGCGCCUGUGCCUUGGACUCUUCUUCCUGACGGUGUACAUGGUGCUCGGCCCCUACCUACCCGACAGCUACUUCCUGACAGAAGAGUAUGCAAAUCAGCCUCUCUGGUACCGCUGUGUCUACAUGACGGUCUGGGGGAAGAUCACGCUGUAUAAAUAUGUGACUUGCUGGCUGGUGACGGAAGGUGUCUGCAUUCUGUCCGGCUUGGGCUACAAUGAGAAGGACGACCGAGGCGAGCCGCGGUGGGACGCCUGUGCCAAUAUGAAGGUGUGGCAGUUCGAGACCACGCCCCUUUUCACAGGAACCAUCGCAAGCUUCAACAUCAACACCAAUGACUGGGUGGCGAGAUACGUUUUCAAACGUCUCCGAUUCCUCGGGAACAAGGCCAUCUCUCAGGCCGCCGCCCUCUUCUUCCUCGCCAUCUGGCACGGCUUGCAUUCUGGAUAUCUCCUCUGCUUCUCCCUGGAGUUCCUGAUUGUCGUAGUGGAGAAAAAGGCCAUUGAGUUGGUGAGGGACAGUCCUCUCCUCUCACAGAUCAGCUCCAUGUCCCUCCUGCGUCCUCCUAUAUAUCUGGUACAGCAGCUCAUCCAUUGGCUCUUCAUGGGAUACCCGCUGGUGGCAUUCUGCCUUUUCACCUGGGACAAGUGGCUCAAGGUGUACUUAUCGGUCUAUUUUAUGGGCCAUUUAUUCUUCUUAUCGCUGCUCUUUGCACUGCCUUAUGUACGGUUAGUCCUGGUGCAAAAGAAGGACAAGCUGCAGAAGUCCCACUGACAGUGUUCAAUGAUUGUACAACGCUCCUCGCUCUUCUGGCAAUGCUGGGAAUGUCCUUCAAUCCUGUUGUUUUUUUUUGGGGGGGGUUCAGCAUUAAGAACUUGAGGUUCAAGGAGUCAUCACUGCCAGGAGGGACACGAUAUGCUGAUACUAACUUUUUUUCCUUUUUUUAAAAACAAACUUCUUGUCUGCUGCCGAUUGGCGGGGGCAGAUUCUCCACCAACGUUUUAUAGACUUUUCUACCGUCCGGGUUCUGUAUCCCGGACUCUCUUACUUGAACUUUUUAGGUUUUUUUGAAGACUUUUCACCCAAGAAAGACGUUUUUCGAUGAUCGGCUUCCUUCUAAUCGCACCACAGAAAUCAGAAAAAAUAAAAUAAAAACACGAUUCUGACGUCA
Rana temporaria (common frog) is the source of this 1606-nucleotide messenger RNA. Its product is annotated as lysophospholipid acyltransferase 5-like. Gene Ontology annotation, molecular function: lysophospholipid acyltransferase activity; 1-acylglycerophosphocholine O-acyltransferase activity. The transcript has 11 exons. Gene Ontology annotation, biological process: lipid modification; phosphatidylcholine biosynthetic process. The record is from RefSeq and is a predicted model, not a curated record. The annotation marks the transcript as partial. Lineage: Eukaryota; Metazoa; Chordata; Amphibia; Anura; Ranidae. Gene Ontology annotation, cellular component: membrane.